Molecule: messenger RNA, 1745 nt
Organism: Colletotrichum navitas
Lineage: Eukaryota; Fungi; Ascomycota; Sordariomycetes; Glomerellales; Glomerellaceae
Product: major facilitator superfamily transporter
Exons: 5
Coding region: 129-1529 (466 amino acids)
Biological process (GO): transmembrane transport
Cellular component (GO): membrane
Molecular function (GO): transmembrane transporter activity
Source: RefSeq, a predicted model, not a curated record
ACCGAAGUCUCUCUUCAUCUGCAGUCUCUGUUCAGCUGGAGCACCUUGUCACCGGAACGGCCGCGACCAAGCUGUCUACACGAGUUGCAUCGCAAAAAGCUACUCGUGAACCGGUCAUUACAGCCAGUAUGUCGCAGACCGCCACCGAGACGCGUUCCGAUACGCAGCAACACAAACCUUUCGGGCCAGAUGUCCAUGAGCUCGGCCACUUGACCUCCAGUCAUGGCCGAUCGCUCGAAGAUAUUUCGCCGAAGCUGGACGGUUCCGAGGCCCAUCAGUCAACAACAGACGACCUGGACAGUACCCCGCCGCCGAACGCUCAUGGACCCAUCGAGCGCUGGAACUCGCCCAAGGGCAACGUUGGCAGGAUUGUAUUCGCUUUCUUCUCCUUCAUUAUUUCCGGCAUGAAUGAUGCGGCAGUUGGUGCCCUGAUUCCAUAUCUCGAAACAUACUAUGACUUGAGCUACACGAUCGUCUCACUCAUCUUCCUAACGCCCUUCGCCGGCUACUCAGUUGCGGCGUUCACAAACGCCAGAAUUCACCAGAAAUUUGGACAGCGAGGGGUUGCUAUCAUGGCCCCCCUGUGUCAUAUCGUCACCUAUGUUGUUCUGUCCCUGCAUCCUCCCUAUCCAGUCCUAGUGGUUGCGAAUAUGAUCAGUGGGUUUGGCAAUGGACUGACCGACGCUUGCUUCUGUGCUUGGAUUGGCGCCAUGGACAAGACCAACACGAUCCAGGGCUUCCUCCACGCCUCCUACUCCGUGGGCGCCCUCAUUGCCCCGCUGAUUGCUACAUCGAUGGUGGUUACUUCUUCACUUCCAUGGUACAACUAUUACUAUUUCAUGGUUGGUGCGUCUGUUCUCGAACUCGUCGGUCUUGCCAUCACUUUCUGGCCAAAGACCGGUGCUAUGUAUCGCGCCGAACACGCUCAUGAAAACGAGGGUCAAGGGGGUGCUGGCACUCGAAUCGCACUCAAGUCCAAGGUCACCUGGCUUUGCUCCGUGUUCUUCUUCGCAUAUAUGGGUGCCGAAGUCGGCCUAGGUGGUUGGAUUGUCACCUUCAUGCUUCGCGUCCGCAAGGCGUCCGCCUAUGCAUCUGGUGUCUCUGCCACAGGCUUUUGGGCCGGACAGGCCCUGGGCCGCGCAUGCCUAGGUUUCGUAACCGAGAGAUACGGGGAGAGGCUCUGUAUCAGCAUCUAUCUCGUUAUCUGCAUUGCCCUUCAACUUCUCUUCUGGCUUGUGCCCCAGUUCAUCGUCUCAGCUAUUGCUGUGGCGUUCCUUGGUUUCUUCUUGGGUCCGAUGUUCCCUGGUGCUGUUACGAUGACGGCCAAGCUUCUUCCGAAACACAUUCAUGUCAGUGCCAUUGGCUUCGCUAUGGCUAUUGGAGGCACAGGGGGAACAGUGUUCCCAUUCAUCAUUGGUGCCAUUGCGACUAGCAAGGGUGUUACGGUGCUCCAACCCAUCAUUCUAUCAUUGAUUGCGGUGGUGGCUACCGUGUGGCUUUGCUUCCCACGUAUCCAAAAGAGAGAGUAGGGUACUCUGCGACACUUUGAAACAAAUGGGUUGACCUUCUCUCAUCUGCCUGGCAACUAAUACACAACUGGACCUUUCAGGUUGCAAGGAAGUUUACUCUCCUGUUCAUCAAAAAAUCAAAAGACGUUUGCAACCGGAUCAACGCUGCGAUCUGAAGAUCACUAUCUAGAGUUUGCCCCGCUGAGAGAAGGAGUGAACACUCAGAUAGGGAGAGAA